AUGGAAUUAUUGAAUAGACCUAACGUUCUUGCGACGCCAUUGUCUGGUGAUUUUGAAACAAAUAAUAGUGUCACUAACCAACCAUCUACCACAGAUAAUUUGAAAAAUGAAACUGCAGAAAGUACUGAAGUGUAUCAACCUAAUAACUAUGAGCGAAGUGAUGCAAUCAGUAACAGAGCUAAUACUGUAAUAAAUUCUGCAAGUGACAUGGAAGAUCUAGGGACGGUUAAAGUUUGCACACCCGCAUCCUCUUUUAUGGUCAAUACAGAUCAAAUUGGCGGGUCCAUAAUUAAAGAGAGUGUCGAUGACUCAAGCAAUAAUACUAGUUCACAAAAUAACCAGAUUGGCCAAGAUGCCAUAGCUGAUGAUACUUUACCACCAUCUCCAGUGGCCUCCCCGGUCAUAAUAUUUCCUGUAGAAAGUAGUGAUGAGGAAAAUAAAAUAGUUGCAUUGACAAAAGAUAAAAACACUAGCCCUCUGAUAGAUUUUGGUACCACAACAGUUGAAUCUCUUCAAAAUUUGACGGACGAAUUGUUGCACACUCUACAGACAGACUUUCAAUCAAAACAAUGCUACAAAAACAUAUUAUUUAAUUUAAUUGCGCAGAUGAAUAGAAGUGAUCUUUCAGACUUAGGUACAUUACUAAAGGAUAACUUAAAGAGAGACUUUAUAACGACUUUACCAAUCGAAAUAACAUUAAAAGUUUUGAGGAAUUUGGAUUUUCAAGAUAUACAAAAUUGUUCUUUAGUAACGAAGUCAUGGAAUUCAUUGCUUACAUCUACUGCAUAUAUUUGGAAGAUGUUGCUUAUCAAAGAAAAUUUCAUUAGCAGACAAUCAUUUUCUAAGUAUUUCAAAACACUUUCUUUAAAAUAUCCAGAAAUUGGGACAGAUUAUGAGAAAGGCUAUAGAUUAGAUUUUCUAAGAAAUUAUAAAUUCCUAAAAAACUGGUAUAACGUUAAUUUUACUCCUGAAGUUACCUCAUUACCUGGUCACUUGACGAGUGUUAUAACUUGUCUUCAGUUUGAAGAUAAUCGUAUUAUCACUGGUGCCGAUGAUAAAAUGAUAAGAAUAUAUGAUGCUGUCACUAAGAAGUUUGUGAAUGAGUUAAGAGGUCAUAAUGGGGGGGUGUGGGCAUUGAAAUACGAUGAAAAUGGAAUAUUAGUAAGUGGAUCUACAGACAGAUCUGUUAGAAUAUGGGAUAUUGAUUUAGGUGUGUGUACACAUGUGUUUAAAGGCCACACUUCCACCGUAAGGUGUUUACAUAUUGUUAAAUAUAAGAAUAUCAAAUAUGUUGUGACAGGGUCAAGGGAUAAUACAUUACAUGUUUGGAAAUUACCUAAUAAGUGUAAUACAGAAGACAAAGACAAAUACCCGAUAGUAUACGAUUCUACAGAAGAAAAUCCAUAUUUUGUUGGUAUCCUGAGAGGUCACUUAGCUUCUGUACGUACAGUAUCUGGAUACGGUAAUAUUAUUAUUAGUGGGUCAUAUGAUAAUACAUUGAUGGUAUGGGAUAUAAUAAAAAUGAAAUGUUUGUACAUUUUGACGGGCCAUAUUAAUCGUAUAUAUUCUACUAUUUAUGACCAUAAGAGGAACAGAUGUAUUUCAGCAAGUAUGGAUUCAACAAUUAGAGUCUGGGAUUUAGCAAAUAUUCAAAAUAAUGGAACAUGUACAGAAGUGAUGAACUCCAUGGUCAGUUGUGUCAAUGUUACUGGAUCUAUGUACACAUUACAAGGACACACUGCUUUAGUGGGAUUACUAAAACUGUCUGAUAAAUUUUUAGUUAGUGCAGCAGCUGAUGGAUCUUUACGAGGUUGGGAUGCUAACACUUAUUCAAGGAAAUUCACUUAUCAUCAUAACAAUCUAAGUGCAAUCACGACGUUUGAUAUGAACGAUAACCUUUUAGUUAGUGGUUCUGAAGGUCAAUUCAAUGUAUACAAUUUGCGUACUGGUAAAUUAAUCCAUUCAAAUAUCUUACGAGCUGACCAUAUUUGGUCAGUACAAUUUAAAGAGAAUAUAUUGGUUGUGGCUAUUGAAUUUGAUAGAAAGAGUUAUGUUGAAAUUUUAGAUUUCAAUAUUCCAUGCUCUUCUACAGCAACAACAACAGCAACAACAACAGCAACAUUAACAUCAUCUACAUCGUCAUCAAUCACUUCAUCAUCUUACUCCACCUCAGCAACUGCCUCCACUAAUCACCAGUAG
Tetrapisispora phaffii CBS 4417 is the source of this 2199-nucleotide messenger RNA. RefSeq lists its product as uncharacterized. NCBI's taxonomy places the organism in Eukaryota, Fungi, Ascomycota, Saccharomycetes, Saccharomycetales, Saccharomycetaceae. Gene Ontology annotation, cellular component: nucleus; cytoplasm. Gene Ontology annotation, biological process: proteasome-mediated ubiquitin-dependent protein catabolic process; ubiquitin recycling. The coding region runs from base 1 to 2199 and encodes 732 amino acids. Gene Ontology annotation, molecular function: ubiquitin binding. The record is from RefSeq and is a predicted model, not a curated record. The transcript has a single exon.